UCAGAAAGAAGUAGCCGGACUGAUGGAGAACUACAAAAACCUUCGGGAGGAGCUGGAAAAGUGCCAAACGUCCAAGGACAACUUCAAGAGGAAGCCCAGGAGUAUUGUCGAACGCUGGAAGGAGAUGACUCACUUAAUGGCUUCCAAGGACACUGAACAGUCAUCCCUCAAGAAGCAGUACCUUAACUUAAAUGAAGCUGUGUCAUCUCUGAAGUCUUUAAAUGCAAGCUUAGAGGAGAGCAUAACAGCAAGAGAGCAAGAGUUGACAAAAAUGGAGGAAAUGGUGGCUAAAUUCAAAGAAGACCGGGAACAGAUUAUUGGUCAGAUGAUGGAAGCCAGCCAAAAGUGUGAUGCACUUGAAGAAUCUUGCCACAAACUUGAAGAAGCAAAAUAUAAUGUUGAAAAAGACCUUAUAAACACCAGAGAGCUUGUGCAGAAACUUGACAUGAAGAAAGGGCAGGCGGAAGGUGAAGUAGGUCGUCUGACUGGAACUCUAGAACAGGUUCUGUCACAAAAGAGAGCAUUAGAGCAAAGACUUGAGGCUUUGUCGUCCCAAUUAAAUGGUGAGCGUUCUACUGUGAGAUCAAUGGAAGAAAUGCUAAAUGAAAAACGACGAUCCGAGUGGUCAAGUGAGGCUACAAUGAAACAGUUGGAAGUAGAAAAAAAUCAGUUGCAGAGGAAGAUUUCUGAAGUUCAGCAACAAUUAGAUGAUGAAACGUCAGAAUGCAAAAGGUUAAGAAGUAGAUUGGUGCAGUUAGAGUCUGAUGUAGAGCGCUUUCGACGUGAUCUCACUGAGGAGAGAUUUGAAAGGGAAAGAGCUUCACAGGAACUACGCAGGGUACAGAAAUACCAGUAUAUUAAUAGUGCCUUAGAUGCUAUUGGUUCUGUAUCAAUUGCUACCUCAGAGGGACCACGACACCCUACUAAGAUAGCAUCACCGCCAUCAGCAUCAGUUGUUGCUACUGAGGGAGCUGUAAAGCCUGCAACACCUGCAAGUGUAACAUCACCACCUGUAGGACCACAAGUGGGUCAAAGGCCACCUGCCCCUGCUCAAGUAGAAUCCCCAUCAGAAACUCAGCCUAUUUCUGGGUCAAGAGUACCUAGUAGGUCUGAAACAUCACAAUCAGUAUCACAAGAGGCUUCACACAUAGAAAGACAUGAUAGUUUUAGUAAAGCGCAUGCAACUACUGUUCAUAGCUCUUCCUCUGACACAGGACUUGAGAGGAGUCAAGCUAUUUCCAGCAGUUCUGAUUCACACACAGAACCAUGGAGACUGGCUUUUGGGAGCAAUGCAUCACAGUUACACAGAAAAGCAGCCAGUCUGGAUUCAGUUCAAAAGUCACCUGCUGCUUACAGCCGAGUAACACACGGGAGUAAGUCAGAUUUACAUAGCUCAGCAAGAUCUCCCAAAGUUCAUGAGCAUUCUGCAGCUUCACUCACCAGAGGACCUCAUGCAUAUAUUUCUCAAAGGGGUCCUGCAGCUCUUUCCCAGGCCAGUUCUUCCUCUCAUUUUCAAACACCAGUUGGGUCCUCUCAUGGUAGAGCAACUGAAGGACAAGAGGCAAUCCCAAGUGUCCGUCCCAAAGAAUCAAGACCAAGACUAAGUAGACAUGGAACAAGUGGAGAAUCAGACAGCUGGGGUUGAUGUUAUUUAGUGGGUUCGAUCAUUGCUCAUUUAGGAUGUGAUCAUGUAUAUAACAUUGUGGUACAGUAAAUGAUAAAAGUCCAGUUACGGCAGUUCAUAAUCCUGGAUUUUGUUUUAAGAUUCAUUUUUGCAUUGUUACUAUGCUAUGGCAAUGUUAUUUUAAAUCUUUAAGAUUUUUUGUAAAAUUUACGUACUAUUGGGUUUGAAAUUGCUGCAAUGCACGCUGUAAAUUCUGUAAUUUUAUUAAAUAUGCUUUUGCGAGGAUAAAAUAAGACCCGGUUCCUAUAAUUUUAUUAAAUAUGCCUUUGUGAUUAUAAACUAAGACCCUUUUCUUGAGUGUACUUAGUGAUGUAUUGCUAAAGGUACACUGAAAAUCCUUAGCCUUCCUGAGGACAGUAAAAGCCUAAGGAUUUUCAGUAUAUGUUCAGCAAUACAUCAGGAAUUAUACUCAAGAAAAUGGUUUUAUUUUAUCAUCUUUCAAAAAUACAAAUGCCCUUCAAUUCUUCAAGUAUUCAUUUAGUACAGUGUAAGUAUUGCAGUUUAUAUUGUUGACAAUUAUUUACUGAUGUUUCAUGAAUAAAUUUACAGUAAUCCACUCAGUCCACUUCAGUGAAGUUAUGGUAACAAUGCUUUCUAAGUGCUGCACUUUAUGGCAACAUUGCAUUGAAGGUAUUUGUCUCAUGAAAAACAGAUAAAGCUAAAGACAUCAUUAUUUUAUUUUUUAUACUAGGAACCAAUAUUCACUUGAUACAGCAUAUUGGCCAUUCAAGUACGUGCUGUACUUUAUUUUCAGUAAAUACCAAACAUUCUGGGAGAUGCCUUAUUACUCCAAUGCAGCAUGUUCCAACCUUUAAAAUAAAAGAUGAUCAGCAAUAACCUCAUCUGGUAAUAAGGGUCAGCUACUAAAGUAACUUAUUUACCUGUUGCACCAACUUUUCAGUAAUAAAGAUUAAAUCACAUUGCAACUUUGGUAGUAGCACUGAUAAGGAAAAUAUGCUCAAGUCAAAUAGCAUUUUCAUAUUUCAAAUGAAAUCUUUGUAAAUAAAUUUUUCAAAUUUUCCAAAAGCUACUUGAUAUUAAUUUGUGAAGCCAAAUAUGCUCAAGUCAAAUAUCAGCAUUUUCAUAUUUCAAAUGAAAUCUUUGUAAAUAAAUUUUUCAAAUUUUCCAAAAGCUACUUGAUAUUAAUUUGUGAAGCCAUACAUGAUUUACCACUGAAGUACAAUUUUAAACUUGUAUAGCCAAGGAAAACAAUGCAUCACAGCAAAUGCUAACCUUGGCAGUGAUAUGUCUACUACUUCUGUGCCACUGUCCCCUGGAAUAGGCCUGAUUUAGUAGCAAGUGAAUGCAUAGGAAGGUUGUCAAUGAGUGUGAAAGUUGAAUGAUUUUUGGGCAGGGGUUUUGGCCAUAAAUUUGUUAUAGCUGAUUUGGAUGAAUUUUCAAGUUAUUGCCAUAAUUCCAGUUUGUCAUUAAAUAAUACUUAAUCUGCUCCACCAAUUACUACAGUUAUUGCUCAAACAGCAGUGGGCAGAGUGCCAAAUACUAAAAUACAGUCCAUUGGUCCUCUACCCUUGCCAACUCAGAGUAUUGUCAAAUGGUUAAAAAAAUGAAUGAACUCAAAAGUAGAAUUCCACCUUGUCCCAUUUUGCCCAGGUCCACAAUAAUGAGUCACAAAAUAUUGCUAAAUUAUACUUCAGUGGUGCACUGCCUUGUUUGUUCCUGUACAGUCCUUUUCAUCAUCCUACCUAGUUGGUAGUUUUAGUUUUUUUUUAUGUGCAAGAUCCCAUUUUGUGGAACCUCUCAACUUUGGCGCCUAGAGCAAAUUGGGCAUUUUUGAAUGUAAAAUACUAUUUUACUAGUAUGCCUCUGGGUUUUAGAGUUCAUCAGGUUUGCAAAAGUUAGCUUAAUUUUAUGUUUAAUAUGCUAAUGUUAGUACAGUAAUUGUGUUGUAUACAUAGUGUGUUUUCUCUGAGGAAAAAAUAUUUUAUCAGGUAAUGGCUUUUGAGAAUAUUUUAUAAAUGCAGGUAAGAAUGAUUAUAUUAGUGCACUAUAGGUAAAUAAUAUAUUCUUUUAUUACAUUACACCAUAGUGUUUGAAGAUUUUUUUAAUCAUUGUCAUAGAAUGUGAUAAAAAUCAUUAUAAAACUCAUCAGUUUUACCAUACGAAAGUUUUUACUUUCUUGCGUUUCAUGUACGUAGUGCUGUAGUUUGCAUUUGACAGCAAUGAGGAACUUUCAGUAAUCUUAAGCAGUUUCAGCUUUUCUAAAUUCCCAUGGAUAUAGUAUUAACAUUUAACCUGCAUGUUAGUGCUCAGUCACAAAGUAAAACUCAUUUUAGCCAUAUAAAUUUGUAGUUAGCAUUCACUAAAAAGCCCUUUCACAACCUGAUUUUAGUUAAAAUCUGAUUGUUAUAAUGUUUGCUUUAGGACAACAUUGCAUAUCAGUGAUGCUAUUCUUUUUGUUGGAAAUACUGUUACUCUUGGAGGAAUAAUGGGAGGAGACGCCCCGCAUGGGUCAGACCAUUCAGUAAAGUGAAGCCAGUUUACCGCGUGGCAGCCACGCCUAGGACUGGCAAAAGAGAGACCACACCAUAAGGAUUAAUAGAAACGCUUCAGUUACUUUUCCCAUCUUUUAUUUUCAUAAUGCGUCUUUUCAUGGCAUAAAUGGAGGCGAAAAGUGUUAGACAUUUUAUCAUUCUUUUAAAGAACAUAGUUAAUUAUUUCAUCAUACAUAAUACCUUGCUUUAUUACUCAGAAAUAUAAUACAAAUUUUUCACAAACUUAUAUACAUAUAACCUAUUAAUGGCACAAAUUUAAAGCUAUUCUCUUUAUGUCUGCUAAUUCCUUAGUCCUUACUGUUUGUUAUCGCCUACUAUUAGGAAUUAUUGACCGCUAAAAUGAAUUAACUUAGUAUAUAUCUGGCGGUUCUCUCCUGCGACCUGCGAUUGAAGUUUAGCAGUAAUCCGCUUACCAGCAUAAUUGUAUCUCACUUGCAAAUAUUUUUCAAUUAUUGUUUUAAUCAAUAAGUGCAAGUGAUUAUCCAAUGGUUGAGUAUCAUACAUGUGAUAAUCGAACUCUGAAAAUACUGUUUUGCCUCUGUAAGCUGCCAAUACUGAACUAACUAAUUUAUGGAAGUUAACUCUCCCCUGUGUUUUGUUGCAGGACAACAUUUCCCUUAUUUUUUUCCGCAUGUAUUGCAUAUAUCAAUAACAUCAUUUGAUGGAUACACCAAUUUUCCUUUGGUUUUUAAUUCGAUGAGAGUGUGACGAAAAUUAGCGUCUCUUAACGUUAAUGCCUCAAUACAGACCUCACACUGUAAAGACUUUUUUUAACUUAAAAACAACAAAGCCUGCAAUAUAAGCUACUAUUUUAUUUGAACAUUUUGACAAGUGGUAAUUGUUUGGAAUAUAAUCAUAAUCAUCUUCCUUGCCAUCUGAAUAUGCUUCUUGAACUUCUAAAACUCGAUGUCUUGAAACUGCAACCUGCUCUUUUAUGCUGCUUGAAACAGUUAAUAUGGGCACCGACUCUGAUGGCAUUAAGUCAUUAUGUACAAGUAGCCUUUUGUAAGCAGCAGAGAAUUGUCUCGCUGUUAGAUUAUCAUUAUGGCCUCCCAUACUUCUUACUUGACCAAAGAAUACUUCAAUAUGAUCCUGACUGAAUUUGUAGGUCAUCAAAAAUUGUAAAGGCCCAACAUCUGAUGCAAUACAGGUUUCGUACAGAAUCUGAAGACUUCGUAUGCAAUAGAGAAAGCCAAUUAAACCAGUUUUUCGAUCUUAUUUUAAGAUGUCUUUACCAUCUUGAAGGCUCAAAGAUCUGAUAUAUGUUUCUGCUUUUAUUAGAAAAUCUAUAAUAUCACUUGCAUUAUUCUUCUGAAUUGGUCUUUUAAAUCCUUUGAUAUUUAGAUUUCGAGAACUUGAUAUGUCAAAUAAGGUGUUGAAUACCAUAAUGAAUUCAAUAGUAUCUUCACUUCCCUCAAAUUCACUUAUUUUUUCAUCAAGGCAUUAUAGUUUCAGUAAACGUGUUAACUGUCUGCGGAUAAAAGGGUGUACGAAAUUAUGUGUACCGUAAGCAGAAGAGGACGCACACAAGGAAACUAAAGGAACGAAUUAAAAUAACAUAGCGUAUCAAAAAUAAAAAGAAUGAUACCUUAGUCAUCGCAAGGUCGCGUACCUACGGUCGACCCAGGGAUUCAGUUUGCCAGUCCCAAUAUGGCGGCCAGCGACCUGAGUGGCUUCACUUAUCCUGCAGCAAGGCGUCUCCUGCCAUUAUUCCUCCAAGCUGUUACUAUAAAUUAGUUUGAGAUUAACUCACAUUACUCAACUCUCAUAGAAAUCCCACAAAGGAUUUGUUUGCAAAUGAGAAGUAAAACUGGAAUGAGGGAUCAUUAAAGAAGUUAGACAGCUGGGUGGGAAAAGAGUAAAGGAAAUGGCUGAAGAGUAAAAGGCACAAAUCACUUCAGCUUAAGAUACUGCAAAGAACCUUGUGUACUAUUUUUUUUUUCCAUAUGAAGCGUUCAUGAAAGGCUUAGUCUCUUGAAUUUCAGGGUACUCUGAUUCAAUUAGAGAGUAAAACAUGUAUAUUUAUCUACUUUGAUUAUAGAACCAUAUAGUCAAAAUGUAGAAAAAAGUAUGUAUUAUUACAUUCGGUACAAAAGUCCGAAAAAUUAUAUACUACCAUCCAUUUUUUACUAUAUUGUUGACUUGAGAAUUAUUAACCUUUAAAAAAAAAACACUGACAUCUUCUUUGAAAAAUCAAACAUAGCAGAAACUGCAGUAAACAGGACAGAUGUUUUCCUGUCUGACCUUGUAAACAUGGGUUCUUUGAUUCUAGGGUAACUGCCCAUAGUGCCCCACUAAGUACCUUCCUCCCACUUGAGCAUUUAGCAAGUUUAUCUGCCUUGUAAAGAUACUACACUUCAUAUCAAAAUACAAUUUUUUUUUAGUGUAAUUUGUACUCGGCAACCUGGCAGAGCUAGUCUAAUGCAAAUGUGUUUUUGCUGUGCCACAUUUUCUCCUUUGUAUGAAUGAAUUUGUAAUCAGCCUAUUGCCAAAUUUUCUUUUAAUAAUGAAUAUCAUGCCUACUUUUAUGAAGAUCAUUUUAUCUAUAGGCCUUCUAAACAGGCUCAAUUUCCAAAGGUAGAGUUGCAAUAAAUUUAAUGAUUCCAUGUCUAUAACAACAUUUUGUCUUUUCAUUAAGAAUGAAUUUUCAACUCAUAGUAAUGUAAUUCUUGGUUAACAUUGCAUAACACAUAAACUAACUGUACUAAGCAACAGCAUUACAUAUGUAAAAAGGGAAUGUGGUAUUCAUAAAUAGUUCAUCAAUAAAGUGAAUGUAAAAGUGGCAAUGUAAAACUAAGUGACAUCCCUUUAAUCCUAUGGUAUCUGAUUAACUCUUGACUUAUGGUUAAUAUUGCCUAUUUCAAAUUACAGUAUAAACUUUCUUACUGUAAUUUAAAUGUUACUUUACUGUGUAAAAAAUAUUUAUUUAAUAUUAGAAUAUAGUGUUACAAUAGUACAUGACAACAAAAUCUGAUAUAACAUUUGUGAAUAUCAACAUUUUCAAGCAGCAUUACUCUGCUUAUCACCUGUGUUUGGCAUAUCUAAAUAUACAUUUUAUAUAGACAAUAUUUUGAUCAUCGAUUUUUAUAUGGUUUUUUAAAAUGAAUUUGAAAUUCAAUUUCACUGCAUUAGGAGUGGGUGUAUUGCAUAAUGUCCCUGCAUUAGGAGUGGGUGUAAUACAAAACAUGUCACUCCAUUAGGAGUGGGUGUAACACAAAAUAUGUGUAAUAUAAUUUUGAGUGUUGAAUGUACAUUUGUUGGGAGGUGGUAAGGUAAAAUGUUCUGAGCCUUCUUGACCUGGCCAGACCUGGCCACAUUUUUUUUAUAUAACAUUAACUUUUAUGAUUAUUCUUUUUCUGUUUCGAUAUCAAUAGUGACAAGUCUUGAGGAGGGUCAUACAAGCUGUCAUAUACAGUAAAAUAUGCAACAUUAUGCACAGACAUGAUACUGCAUAUGCAACAUUAUGCACAGAUGUGAUACUGCAUAUGGUGUGUAUGUUUGUUUGUCUGCUGACUGUACAGACCAAGCAGCUAUUGUUUUGUACUUAAAUUUUGGUUUUGGUAUCUAAACAGUUUAAAUUUCAUCAGUAUCAUCCAACUGUGUGUGUAUGUGGGGGUGGGAGUUUGCUUGCUAACUAAUAACGUAUAUGGUAAUAUGAAAAUUUACAAAAUCCUUACAUUAUCUAACACAUACUAAGCUACUUAAGCUUAGACCAUCAUAAAUGAUAUUAAAUUUAUCAAAACUUGCAAUAAAAUAAACAGUGCACAAAGGAGAUAGAGAUUCAUGUAAUUUAUUAUGGAAGCUGCAAUUUUCAUGAAAUUGACAGAUGAACUGAGAAUAUUUACAUUUAAACUUUAUUUUCACUAUAGUAUUGACGACAGCAAACUCUUGACAAUGCUGUCAUCAGUGCAGUAGUGAAAAUAAUUAAAUUUACAUGUAUAUUUUAUGUUUAUUUGUUGAUUAUCUGUACAUUUCAGCUUCCAUAAAGCAGUUAUAUAAAUUUUUGUGUCUGUUUAUCCCAUUCUUUCUUACAUUUUUGCAUGGCUAUUUUGUUGUAAGUUUUGACACAGUUAACACCCCUUAAUGAAAUGUGAUUACUAUAAAUAAUUGUUAAUCAACAUAUAUAAUGAAUUACAUAUUUACCCAUGGUUUCAACCAAUGAAAUGCCUCCCCCCCCCCCCCCCCCCCCCCCCACACACACACACACACACACAGAAUUUGGGUAAAAUGUCUACCUGUGUUGUUGCAUUCAUUACUAUAUUUAACAGCUCAAAAGGCCCUCUUUAAACUUAUAAUAAAAUAGUGAUAAAUAACAAGAGAAGAAACACUUGAAAAGAUUUUCACAUUAUUGCUACUCUGGCCCCACGUAUAACAGAGGUCAUAAUAUGGUCUUAAUUCAGAUUUCAUCACUUGUUGGGGGAACAGAGCCCUGAAAUGUUAGCUGAGGUGCCAGCAUUCUACCUUUUGUUAUUUCAUUUGUGAAUCCUACUGUCUCCUUGAGAAUAAACAUCUAAACUCAUAAUUAGAACAUAAAUGUUAUGGAAAACCAUGUUGAAUAAUAUAAAACUGGUUUAUGUAGUAGACAUAUGCCAGCUCAUGUUACAUAUCCAUAAUGGAUUACAGUAAGAAUAUGGCAUACUUCCCAAAUCUGGAAUGUUUUAAGUGAAGCUUCCUGUACUUUAAGGGAGCCUAUUUGUUUAAGCAGUUAAGAAGGAAAAUAAUGGAAAAUUAAAAUCUGUAUUUUGUAGAUACAACUUUUAUUCUUAACUACUUGCACCUUUGACUGAGUGAAUGGUCAACACAUGACAUGUAAUGCACAUUAUGCUUGGUUAUGAAUGUCCAUCUAAAGAUUUAUAGAUUUGUAAUACAAAUGUUCAUCAUCAUCCAUUCUUGAUAUUUGCAUCCUGUCCCAUUUUGUAUUAUAAUAGCAUUUUGAAGUAAUGGAUUGUUAUAUAAAAAUAUCUAUUUUUCUAUAAAAUGUAAGCAUCUUCAGAUA
Molecule: messenger RNA, 9193 nt
Organism: Macrobrachium nipponense
Lineage: Eukaryota; Metazoa; Arthropoda; Malacostraca; Decapoda; Palaemonidae
Product: cingulin-like
Exons: 6
Coding region: 23-1645 (540 amino acids)
Source: RefSeq, a predicted model, not a curated record